GGGAAAUUACUGACAUUUGUUCCACGACUCACCGGGGGACUGAAAUACUGAGUGUCUCAGAAUAAUGUAAUCAUGUUUUUUUAUAGCUUAAAAUUACUGUUGUAUAAUUUAAGUAUAUUUGCUAAACAUCAUUAUUCUUUAAAAAAAAACAUUUAAUUAAAAUAGAUGAAUAGUGGUGGAUAUUCUAGGCGACAAAGGCCGUGGACAGAGUUAGCCUAUUGUAUUUGAGAGAAGAAACCUUCCCUGUAGAAUUACAGCCCCGCAGAUUGGAGUUGCUUGUGAGAUCAGUAACGAGGAACCGCUAACAGGACUGGUCAACAUUGAGACAGUUGAAUCUGGGCUUUUCACUAUUGCGCUGGUCUAACGAGAGAGAGCAGUUUGCUUGCUGUCUGUUUGGAGCCUACUGGUGACGAGACAUCAGGGCGAAUAAGUCUACUGUGUCGCAUUGACAUCGACUCAUUGAAGGUAGACGUUGGGGAGUGACGGGGUGCGGAUCACAAUGGAGAGUGCCCUGACGGCCAGGGACCGGGUGGGUGUCCAGGACUUUGUCCUGCUGGAGAACCACACCAGCGAGGCGGCCUUCAUCGAGAACCUCCGCAAGCGCUUCAAGGAGAACCUCAUCUAUACAUACAUCGGCUCAGUCCUGGUGUCGGUGAACCCCUACAAGGAUCUGGAGAUCUACACCAAGAACCACAUGGAGCGCUACCGAGGCAUCAACUUCUACGAGGUCUCUCCCCACAUCUACGCGGUGUCUGACAACUCGUACAGGUCCAUGCGGACGGAGCGUAAGGACCAGUGCAUCCUCAUCUCGGGGGAGAGCGGUGCCGGCAAGACGGAGGCCUCAAAGAAGAUCCUGCAGUACUACGCCGUGACCUGUCCCGCCAGCGACCAGGUGGAGACGGUCAAGGACCGCCUGCUGCAGUCCAACCCUGUCCUAGAGGCUUUUGGAAACGCCAAAACGUUACGCAACGACAACUCUAGCCGCUUCGGUAAAUACAUGGACAUCCAGUUUGACUUCAAGGGUGCACCGGUAGGGGGCCACAUCCUCAACUACCUGCUGGAGAAGUCACGGGUGGUGCACCAGAACCACGGCGAGAGGAACUUCCACAUCUUCUACCAGCUGAUUGAGGGGGGUGAGGAGGACCUGCUGCGGCGCCUGGGCCUGGAGAGGAACCCCCAGCAGUACCAGUACCUCGUCAAGGGGAACUGUCCCAAGGUGAGCUCCAUCAACGACCGCAGCGACUGGAAGGUGGUGAGGAAAGCCCUGUCUGUCAUCGGCUUCAGCGAGGACGAGGUGGAGGAGCUGUUAAACAUUAUUGCCAGCGUCCUUCACUUGGGGAACAUUCAGUAUGGAGGAGAGGACAGUGGCAAUGCCUACAUCACUACAGACACACAGAUCAAAUACCUGGCGAGGUUACUAGGAGUGGAUGGUUUGGUCCUGAAAGAGGCGCUAACACACAAAAAGAUCAUCGCCAAAGGGGAAGAGCUGAAGAGCCCUCUGAACCUGGAGCAGGCGUCGUCGGCCCGGGACGCCCUGUCCAAGGCCGUGUACGGCCGUACCUUCACCUGGCUCGUCAACAAGAUCAACGUCUCCCUGGCUUACAAGGACGAGACGUAUAAGAAUGCUUCCGUCAUUGGUCUCCUGGAUAUCUAUGGUUUUGAAGUGUUCCAGCACAACAGUUUUGAGCAGUUCUGCAUUAACUACUGCAACGAGAAGCUGCAGCAGCUCUUCAUCGAGCUCACCCUCAAGUCCGAGCAGGAUGAGUACGAAGCCGAGGGAAUCACGUGGGAGCCUGUGCAGUACUUCAACAACAAGAUCAUCUGUGAUCUGGUGGAGGAGAAGUUCAAAGGCAUCAUCUCCAUUCUGGAUGAGGAGUGCCUGAGGCCAGGUGACGCCAGUGACAUCACUUUCCUGGAGAAGUUGGAGAAUACUGUGGGAGGCCACGCCCACUUGACGACUCACAAGCUGACCGAUGGAAAGACCCGGAAGGUGAUGGGCCGAGAGGAGUUCAGACUGCUGCACUACGCUGGCGAGGUCAACUACAACGUCAACGGAUUUCUGGACAAGAACAAUGACCUCCUCUUCAGGAACUUGAAAGAGGUCAUGUGUAUGUCUGAUAAUAAGAUUCUGACCCAGUGCUUUGACCGGGCGGAGCUGAAGGACAGCAGGAGACCUGAGACGGCAGCGACCCAGUUCAAGAGCAGCCUGGCCAAGUUAAUGGAGAUCCUGAUGUCCAAGGAGCCGUCGUACGUGCGCUGCAUCAAGCCCAACGAUGCCAAGCAAGCAGGACGGUUCGACGAGGUUCUCAUCAGGCAUCAGGUGAAGUACCUGGGUCUGAUGGAGAACCUCCGCGUGAGGAGAGCUGGCUUUGCCUACCGCCGCCACUAUGAGACCUUCCUCCAGAGGUAUAAGUCCCUGUGUCCGGAGACCUGGCCGAGCUGGCAGGGCAAGCUGGCAGAUGGAGUCUCCACACUGGUCAAACACCUGGGUUACAAACCUGAGGAGUACAAGCUGGGCAGAUCCAAAAUCUUCAUCCGUUUUCCAAAGACUCUGUUCGCCACGGAGGACGCGCUAGAAACGAGGAAACACAGCCUUGCCAACAAACUGCAGGCAUCCUGGAAGGGCUACAGCCAGAAGACCAAAUACCGCAAACUCCGAUCAUCAGCGGUGGUGGUCCAGGCGUGGUGGAAGGGCAUCCUGGCCUGUAGGAGGGCACGGCGUAGAAGGGAGGCCGCCAACACCAUCCGCAGGUUCAUCAAGGGCUUCAUCUACCGCCAUAAUGAGCGUUGUCCUGAGAAUGAGUACUUCCUGGAUUAUGUGCGCUACUCCUUCCUGAUGAAGCUGCGCAGGAACCUCCCCAAGACAGUCCUGGACAAGAGCUGGCCCACGCCCCCGACCGCCCUCAUCGAGGCGUCGGAACGGCUACGUAAACUGUACAUGCAGAACAUGGUGUGGGGCUACUGCAAGAGGAUCAACCCAGAGUGGAAACACCAGUUGGAGCAGAAAAUGGUGGCCAGUGAGAUUUUCAAAAACAAGAAGGACAACUAUCCCCAAAGUGUCCCAAAGCUCUUUGUGGGCACAAGACUCAAUGGAGAGGAGAUUAACCCCAAGGUGUUGCAGUCACUUGGCAGUGAGAAGAUGAAGUAUGCAGUCCCAGUGACCAAGUACGACAGGAAGGGCUACAAGGCGCGACCAAGGCAGCUGCUGCUCACCUCCAACAGUGCCGUCAUCGUGGAGGAGGCCAAGCUCAAGCAGCGCAUCGACUACGCCGCCCUCAAAGGCAUUUCAGUCAGCUCUCUCAGUGAUGGCGUCUUCGUACUGCAUGUGCCCACUGAAGACAAGAAACAGAAGGGAGAUGUGGUGCUGCAGAGUGACCACAUCAUCGAGACCCUGACCAAAGUGGCCAUCUGUGCUGACAAGGUCAACAGCAUCAACAUCAACCAGGGAAGUAUAACUUUCACGAUGGGCCAAGGUAGAGAAGGGAUCAUAGACUUCACCUCUGGCUCUGAGCUGCUGGUUGCCAAGGCGAAGAAUGGCCACCUCUCAGUGGUGAGUCGGAAUAACGGAGGGAUAUAAAGCGUCAGUCCUCCCCUACAGGACUAAUACAACUGCCCCUCGACUGAACUCAAGAUGAUAGAAAUGACUGAUCAUCUGACCGCGCCAAGGAAGUCCUUCCUGGAAUACGCUCCUAUUCACCAAUCUCAACCGCAGACCAGGCUCUGCCUAAGCCAAUCAGAUGCCAGCUCUCGCUACACGAACGGCAUGUGCUUCCAAUUAAGAAAAAGUCCAGUGAAACUAAUUGAUAUUUAUGUUUAUAUAUUUUUGGGAAUAAUACUUGUUAUUUGAAUAUCAUGAUUUUAUAUAUGAAGCCAAGGAAUAACAAUGUUUUGGUGCAUUUUUUUCCUGCACUACUUAUGCCUGUCUUGCUUAAUUUGGGAACAUGACCAAGCAAUCAAUUAGGGUGUAUUGGGUCUCCUUUGCUUUUUCUUUUUCAUUUUUUUUCCACAAUAUUUUCUCUGUUCAGCAGUGUAGAAUUUACACCCUCUCUGAUACUACUCUUUUAACUGUUUGGGCCAGAGGCUUUUGUUAAAGUGGAGAUGCAGUACAUGGCUGAUGGUAUGUAGGUGAGGUUUGUUAUAAACUAUCGAGGAGCAGGGAGUUUGGUAGAGAAGAAGUUCAUAAGAAUAGUUGUUUUUUUCAAACUUGUUUCGACUCAGACACAAUACUCUUGGGGUUUUUGAAACUGAAGGACAUCAACAGAGAGGUCAUGUGGGUGUGUGACCUUUGACCCAGAGCAUACUGUCCAGAAUGUGGUCAGAAUUUGGUCUGUGCUGUGCCAUGGAUCACAGAAUCAUUCUUUGAUGUAGAUAUCAUGUAGCCCAAAUGAAAGCGUAAACCAAAGCAUUUUGGUAAGCAGAAUGUUGAAAUUAGAUGUAUAAUGGAAACACCAUAGUGAAUGGUCUUUACAAUAUAUAAGAGAUAAAGAAAGUGAGAGAGGAAUUAGGAAAAAGGCGUGAGAAUGAAAAUGGGGGGGGGGGGGAAGAGAACCGUUUUGUCUUUCCAUUUAUCGCUUGUUUGCUCCCAACGAUUGUGCCUUUCUCCUUUGCUAAAUUAUUGUUAAUGGAUUAUUUAUGUCGAUACACCAAUUAAACAAUGACACUUUGGGGAUGACAUUGAGUCCACUGUUGUUAGAGACCGAUAUGUCUCGUUUUCCCUCAGGAUGACCUGUGGAGAAAUACUUCAGAGAAAGACAAAAGCAUGCUGUACACACACACACACACACACACACACACACACACACACACACACACACACACACACACACACACACACACACACACACACACACACACACACACACACACACACACACACACACACACACACACACACACACACACACACACACACACACACACACACACACACACACACACUCAUUUCACUCCUAAGUUAAACCUGUAGAGUAAAAGCCUUUUGGAAACAUGCUAUGAUCCAUUUGCUUUCCAUUGUGUCAAGUUCCCAGGCUGCCAUAUCCGUACUCUGGUUAUGUGUAGCAGCUCACCAGGAUAUAGUAGUAGUCAGAACAACACUCAUGACUUAUUUUACCACAUUUACCAAUCUUUUCCUGAUGAGGAUGUUUGUGCUAGCUUAGUGAUGGGGACAUGCUGUUAUUGUUUUGAUUGGCACUUCCAAACCUAGAUCUUCAAGAGCGACGAGGCCCUAUGCACAGCAUUCAAGUGCAGUUAACUAUUUCCCUGGUGUUUAAUACUGACAUCAUAGGAUAUACUCCUAGCCAAGGGUGUUCUUCACAGAAAGCACACGAAUCAAUGGUAACAUCCUUAGGAACACUUAUCAAUCUUUGUAACAAACCAGAGGUCUAUUGGUAUGACCCACGUGAGUGACACCGCCGUUCAUAGAUUGAAUCUACGCCCCUCUCCCCAGCUGUGACUUUCUGAGCUGCGUUUCCGCUCUUCACAUUCCUGUGCUGCUGCUUCUUUGCAUUGCCCCUCCCCUCCUCCCUCUAUGACCCAGCCUCUGAACUGUGUACAGCUGACAACCCAAUGAAUGAACGGUAAGACAGGUGCAAUAUGCCUAAAUAAAGGUGUGUUGCUGCACUGACAUUAGACAAAGAAGCAAUAGUGAGAUGCAAUGUCUGUUGAAUGAAUAUAUGUCAAUUAAAGUGUUAUUUUCCUGGUUGGAGAUGUGUUCGCUUCGCCUGGUCCCAGAUCUGUUCGUGCUCGCUUGCCAAUUCCAAUGCCAGACAGCACAAACCGAUCUGGGACCAGACUAUUGUGUUCUGUGCACUAAUAAGAAAUUUGAGCCAAGCGAGGCUUUGUAAAAGUGUAACAUGCGUUUUGUCUCGUUCAAAAUUUGUUGUUAAUGUGCCUUGAGUUAAAUAGGAAUACAACCAAUUUUGUAUGAAAUUCAGUGACAAAUACCUCCUUGACGAUGUCACUUAUUCCAGAGUAAAAAAGUAUAUAUAUAUAUAUAUAUAUACACCUCAAUCUGAUUCCUCCUUUAAAAUGUCAUAGAUUUUCUGUAAAGCCUGUCUCCCUAUGUUUAAUAAUUUACAAUACACAUGUUUAGUCCUGAGUUACUGUAUGCACAAUCAUGUAGAAUUAGACCAACACAAUAAAGAAAAUACUAAAAUGUCAAAAUAAACGUAUUGAUUCUG
Molecule: messenger RNA, 6179 nt
Organism: Oncorhynchus gorbuscha (pink salmon)
Lineage: Eukaryota; Metazoa; Chordata; Actinopteri; Salmoniformes; Salmonidae
Product: unconventional myosin-Ic-like
Exons: 32
Coding region: 500-3577 (1025 amino acids)
Biological process (GO): actin filament organization; vesicle transport along actin filament
Cellular component (GO): cytoplasm; microvillus; vesicle
Molecular function (GO): microfilament motor activity; ATP binding; actin filament binding
Source: RefSeq, a predicted model, not a curated record